GUGCGAAACUUCAUCCUUACUGGUGAAGUGAUAACACUCAUAUAUAAAAAAAAACACGAAUUAAAUCUGCCUAUCGUAAUCAAUUAUUGGAUAAAGGCCGUUAUCGAGCCAGUACUAGAGGUCGACAGGCAUACGAAACGUGUCGAACGCUUUGCAAAAGUCAACAAUGUGACUGCCGCAAGGACCUAUUUUGGGAAGUUAGAAUUUAUGUGAUAUUCAAUCAAAAUCUCGUCCACUGCAACGGCUAUUCAUCACCGGUUUUAGUGUAGUAUGUAAAAAAAAAACGCAUUGAAUAUUAGUUAAAAGGUGAAUAUUUCGAUCAUACCCUUUGCUGAAGAGCCUAGAGCAAAUAAUAAUGUUGAAAUAAUACAAGUACAGUGAAGUGUCAGUGUGAAAAAUGUCCAAAGAACCUCAAGGAAGCCUUCGGGAAGUGAAGAUAGAUGUGGUGAAAACUAGAAGACACACCCACGGGCCUCUGGAACUGGCUGUGGAUAAAAGAAAUCUGGCGAAGGUUUCCACCAGGAGUAACGACUAUGUAUAUGUCAAUGCAGCGUACGUCGGGAGUACCAACAGUGUUAACCAAGCAAGAUAUGUAGCAGCUGAACCACCUACAAGCGUGAUCAGGGAGCAAUAUUGGGCGUGUUCGAAAUGGCCAUCUGCUCAAAGGAUCCUGGCCAUCGCCGUGGGCGUGCUCAUGGGCGCAGUGAUCGGUCUGGUCGUGGUCGUCGUCGCCCGUGGUCGGGAUGAUUUUAAUUUGGACAACCUGUUCCGUACUGAACCUGCGCCGGAUUAAGACAAGUUAAUAGUUUUGAUAUUGAAUUCUAUUUUGUUUACGGACAAAUGGACGUUCAUGACAAUUUUAUAUAAUUAUUAGAUGUUAAUGAAUAUGAUAGGCUUGUAAAAUUUGUAUUCGAAUUCAUGUUUCGACCGUAGAUGAUUAUCACGUGCUCAGCGGUGAAGGAAAACAUCGCGAGGAAACCCACAUUCCCGAGAAAUGCAUUCGGAGGUAUGUGACCUAUACAUGUAUUAGGCUGGUUUUCCCUACGCGGGUUAGAAGGUCAGACAGGCAGUCGCUUCGGUAAAAAACCGGACCUGUCAAAUCUUCAGGUUAGGUAAGCGGACCUUGUGAAUAACGGGAUAAUGCUAGGGAGAUGAUUAUGAAGAUGAAUAUCUUAGGCUUGUGUCUAUUUUAUGUCUUAGCAUAGUGUGUAUAAAGUCGGAUUUUUUGACGUAACUUGUUGUACAUUUGCCGUAUAUGGCAUUAACUGCUAAAUUGAAGACAACAGAAAGUAGAAGAAUUAACGGGUACCUAAUUAAUUCAUAAAUAAUCAUUUAUUCGCAAUAAAAAUGAAAUAAUAAUAAAAAAAAUAUAAUAAAUUAAUUAAUUCUAAUUAUAUUUAUGUAAUAUUGAUUUAAUAUAUAUUUUUUAUUAAUUAAUAAAUAAUUUGGUCAUUUCCCACACAGAAAAUAUCAUUAACAACAUUUUUGGACCAAAUUACCCCUUCAUUCUUCGUUCGGAAUAAACUGGCUCAAUUUCAUGAAAUGCAGUUGAGUAGACUACAAAAAAUAUUAAAAGUGUAAACUCGCCCGCAGGCCAGCUGGCCAACCCGUUACAGCGACGACGCAGCGGAGCGACAACGCAAAGUGGCUUUUGUACAACACACUGACUUUGCAACUUUAGAUUUAACAACCUGGAGAAUGAUCCAUUAAUAACAGUGACAUAUUGUAUUGUACAUAUAUCUACUAUGAUACUAAGAUAAGAUAAAUGAUAUUGAUUCGCCGAAAUGCUGGGCAUCCGUUGUGUUUACGAGUAUUAUAAGUAGUCGGAUUUGAUAAGCAUUUUAUGACGCUUUGUGAUGUUAUGGAAAGUAUUGCGAUUAAAUAGAAAACAUAAUUAAAUUAUUAAUAAUUUUAAUUAUUUCUCAUAUCACCAUUUAAACGCGGUAAGAACCCGUUAUUAUGUACUUUAAUUAUAAUUAUUUUUUAUUUAAUUGUUUUGAUAUACCUAACACAGAUUGAUAACAAUGAAUAUGAGUAAAAGGGUCGUUCUUCUUUUUUAUCGACAAUAAAAAGACAUUUUCUCGAUUUAUCGGAU
Messenger RNA from Pectinophora gossypiella (pink bollworm), 2095 nucleotides. RefSeq lists its product as uncharacterized. The transcript is spliced from 2 exons. The record is from RefSeq and is a predicted model, not a curated record. NCBI's taxonomy places the organism in Eukaryota, Metazoa, Arthropoda, Insecta, Lepidoptera, Gelechiidae. The coding region runs from base 398 to 793 and encodes 131 amino acids.